Messenger RNA from Loa loa (African eye worm), 276 nucleotides. RefSeq lists its product as hypothetical. The transcript is spliced from 2 exons. The record is from RefSeq and is a predicted model, not a curated record. The coding region runs from base 1 to 276 and encodes 91 amino acids. Lineage: Eukaryota; Metazoa; Nematoda; Chromadorea; Rhabditida; Onchocercidae.
AUGAUUAUCGAUGAUGGUGCACCAAUUACAGGCUCAUCAUUUGGCAUUGUUGCUAUGCUUAAUGUUGAUAGCGAUAUUUAUAUAGGUGGUGUACCGGAUUUAGAUAGUAUGACCGGUGGUUUACAUGAGAAAAAUUUUGUUGGUUGUAUUGGCGAUAUAGCAUUUAAUGGUGUUAAAAUGGAUUUAAUGGCAAAUGCAAUUGAUGGACGAAAUGUCAAACCAUGUGACCAAUGGAUGACAAAAAAGAAAUGGUUACGAAAUGAUGAAGAACGAUGA